Messenger RNA from Helobdella robusta, 345 nucleotides. RefSeq lists its product as hypothetical. The record is from RefSeq and is a predicted model, not a curated record. Lineage: Eukaryota; Metazoa; Annelida; Clitellata; Rhynchobdellida; Glossiphoniidae. The transcript has 4 exons. Bases 1 to 345 code for a protein of 114 amino acids.
AUGGUUUACUAUCUGCACGGUAAUGAUUUACUAUGCGGCAUGCCCAUAGUCUACUACCCGCACGGCUUCCGGACGGCAAAUGCAAUUAGAGAUGCAGGCACCGCUAAGCUUUCUGAUGAGAAUCUUCUCUUUAUCUUUUUCCAUCCCACGGACUGUUUCAACAAGAAUCUCGGGGGACUUGCACCAGUUUUGGAGGACAACGUAGGAACCGGACCGCAUUCAAAAUUCUGCCUUUGUCGAAUGGACGACGGCAUUCAACAUUAUGCCUUUGUCGAUUGGACGAAAAAUAAUGAGAGGUGGGUUGUGGUGGACGUCAGCACGUUUCAGAUGGUGGUCUCAAGGUGA